GGGACGCUGGGCCUCCGCCUGGCCCCCGCGUCGCGGAGGAGGGUGAGCGCGGCGGAGGCGGCGGGGCGGCGGCCAUGGGCUGCCUGCAGAGCGUGGCCUGCAAGGCGCGGGUGCGGCGGGAGCACAUCAUGGUGUCCGACGUGUCGGCCACCAUCGAGCCGGCGGCCACUGCCAUCGAGGAGAGCUCGCCGGUGGUGCUGCGGUACCGCACGCCCUAUUUCCGCGCCUCGGCGCGCGUCCUCAUGCCGCCCAUCGCCCGGCGCCACACCUGGGUGGUGGGCUGGAUCCAGGCCUGCAACCACAUGGAGUUCUACAACACCUACAGCGACCUCGGCGUGUCAAGCUGGGAGCUGCCCGACUUGCGAGAAGGAAGAGUAAAAGCCAUCAGUGAUUCUGAUGGAGUGAGCUACCCCUGGUAUGGAAACACCACAGAAACUGUGACCCUGGUUGGGCCCACAAACAAGAUCUCCAGGUUCUCGGUGAGCAUGAAUGACAAUUUCUACCCCAGCGUGACGUGGGCUGUCCCUGUGAGCAACAGUAAUGUGCCGUUGCUGACCAGGAUUAAAAGGGACCAGAGCUUUACCACGUGGCUGGUAGCCAUGAACACCACUACCAAGGAAAAGAUCAUCUUGCAGACUAUAAAGUGGCGGAUGCGAGUGGACAUUGAGGUUGAUCCCAUGCAGCUCCUGGGGCAGCGGGCACGACUGGUGGGAAGGACUCAGCAGGAGCAGCCCCGGAUCUUGAGCAGGAUGGAGCCCAUCCCACCAAAUGCACUAGUGAAACCCAAUGCCAACGAUGCCCAAGUCCUCAUGUGGAGACCCAAGCGAGGCCAGCCUAUAGUUGUUAUACCUCCCAAGUAGCACAGCACCGGGGCACGCACUGGUGCGUGCAUGUGGGGACCUUGGUGCUGUUGGUGUGGUGCAAAUGAGUGGGAUUCCUGAGCCAAAGCAGACCUCUUGAGUUCGCCUGCCUUUGUAGCUGUGGUUGGAAGUUCCACAGUUGGAAAGAGAGCAUGAGCUUGGCCUGGCUGUGGAGAGGAAUUGCCAAGCUGGUCCCAGGAAGUGGAUUUAAGUGCUUCUAGGGCUUGUGGCUGGAAAAAAGGCUGUCUUAUCUAACCAUCUCCUGCCUCCUUGCAGGAAAGUGUGAGGAGCAGGAGCAUGAUAAAACCGUGCCUGUGGCAAAUGCUGCUUUCCACCCCAUUAGCUGUAGUAGAGGAGCCCAUGCCUGCCAGACAUGGGGGGUUGUGCAGUCACCCUUCCCCUCGAUGUCUCUACCUAUGCAUUUCAGAUGGAUAAUCAGCAUGUUGCCAUGCUGUCUGGGACUUGGAAGGGCCUGGGAGCAGUGUGGGAGCUGGUGCCCAGUCAGAGCCCAGUGCCAGCAGUCAUCUCUGCCUGAGAGGGGCUUUCUGCAGCUGACUGGAAGCAGGACAUUAUGCAUGCGUCUCGGUGUGUUUGGAGUGGUUGUGAAUGUAGGCGAUGACAUAGUUCAUUCCUGUCUAGGAGUGAGACCUGAGGGCAGGUUAGAUAUCCUUCAGUUUUAUGGUGCACUAAAUCUUUGCAGUUCCCCCCCUCCCCAUCCCCACCUGCCAUUUCUUUUGCUGGAGCAAGAAUUAUUCUCAACCAGAAGAGAAAUCACAAGUGAUGCCUUUUCACAGAGGCGAAGGAGAGCAGGCAGCUACUGAUGGUGUUUGCGUGGUAUCCAGAAAAGCUUGGAGGUACUCCAGGAUUUGGAUGCUUCCACUGCAGACAUGAGUACAUAGCAAGAGGUUGUGUGCUUGUUCAUCUUCCUCCCAAAUGCCUGCUGGUGUGGGAGGUUUGAUCCUCAGCCACCCAUGGAGCAGUGCAGCGUGUGUGCAUGUGCAAGUUGCUCGUGCUAUUGCAGGUGUCUGGCAGGUUGCCUUUUUCUCCACCCUGUGCCCUUCACUGCCUGGAUUGCUGGCAUCUCUCUGGUCUGUGGGGAGGUGCUGGUGCUGUGGGCUGCAGUGUACAAUUCCCUGCUUGUUGUAGCAGGGGAGCAACUUUUCCCUUCUUUCAGCUGAGCUCUGGUGGUUGCACCUUCCUGGAUGCAGCAGCAGCAGAAGCCACAGUGGCUUUGUCCCCCACCCAAGGACAGUUUCAGGUGCCCUGUGUUGCUGCAGGGUCCCGGGCAGAUGAAUAUGGCUUUUGCUGCUUUCCCUGCUCUGUUUCAUGCUGCCAUACCUCCAGCCUGUGCCCCUGCCUUUGUGCAAUGAAGGUUUCUGCUGCUGUGGGGAUGUGAGGUAUUUCUGCUUGGAGCUUCCUGCAUUCCCCUUGCUGCUGGGAGAGCCUGGGAACUGUCUCACUGGCUACUCUUGUCAAAGCCUUUUUUGCAGCAUCAGGAGCACUUCCUUGAACCUGGGUGUCAGGCAGCCCAGCUCAGGACUUCUUUGCUUCCCCCAGUGUGCAAAACCUGCUCCCCCUGCUGCAGAGGAGCCUUUUUUCCUCGUGUGCACACGCCUUGGGGCAGAGCCUUCCCACAGCAUCGCUCUCUGAAGUACGCACAAAUCCCUGCAAAGCUUCAGGUGCAGCUCAUGCUUUUCCAGGGUGAGACGCACACCUCUGGCAUCUGGGAGCUGCUCCCCACGAGCAAAGGGACUCCUGGGUGUCUUAGACCAAAAAUCCUUGUGAAAUCCCCAUGCUAUUUAUUACUCUCAUUAGGCUUUGCUGCUUAUUCAGUUCUUAAUUUUUUUUCCUCUGGGAGCAUUGCACACCAACACCCUGGUGAACACUUUGAUGUGCUGUGGGCUGUGGUCCUGCUCCUCCUGCUCGGCCUGGUGCAGACAGAGCGGUUUGGUGGCCUGGGAAGCAACUGCUUUGGGUUAGCUGAGGACUGGGUGAGUCCUUGCCAUGAGAAAAGCCUGGAGGGAGAGCAGGCUCUGAGCUCUGGUCUGCUUUGCUUUUCUGAGCAGAGUUUCUGCAAGGAAAUGGUGAGCACUGGGCACCUUGUUUUUGUGAGAUUCAGCCAGUGUUUUUGUAUGGACACGUGAUCAAAGGCAAUUUUAGCUAUUGCUGAUGUUAUGUUUAUCAAAAGUGUGUGUGGAAAAGCUGUUAGAAACUUUCAAUACAAUUUGCAUCAAAAUGUGGGGGAGGAGGAAGAAGGGGACAUACCUUUCAGUGUGAAAUAAGACAGGUGUGUAUUGUUGACCUGCUAGGACAGAAACAAUCCCAAAAGCUCUUGUGAAACCCCUUUGCAGGGGCUGGAGGGCAGUUGAGCCCAAGGAAAUGAUGCAGCAAAGGGCUGUGUGGCAUUGAAGCACAGAGGGAGAGAGGCAGAGGAUUGGCUGCAUCUCCUCGGUGUGUAGGGAGCGAUCAGCCCCUCUAAGGAUCUGCUUGCAUGUUCAUGUCUGAGGUUGCUUGCAGCUUGGCUGCCCUUUCUGAGGGCCCCAAUUGGGAGCCCCAGUGCUGGCUCUGGGAGGAGCACCUGGCCUCCUGAGCUCAGCUGUAAAACCACCCCAUGGGACGCUAGCCCCUCCAGCACUCCAUCCCCAUCCCCGCUUGUAGCCGGCACCUCGUUAUCUCAGGGAGGGACAGGUCGCGCUUCCCCCUCAUCCUGAGGUGCCCCUUCUGCUCCGUCCUGUGGUUUCAUGGCUGUGCCCACAUACCACUUGGGCACGGCACGCUGGGAAGCACCCAUCAAUCUCUCUGGGUUCAGAGUGUUGCUGCGGGUGCUGGGAAACGCCUGCGGGGCAGGCGGGUGAAGCCGGAGUGGGUGCCACAAGUGCCACCCUUGUCCUCGGCACCCAUGCGGACGCGGCUGCUUGCUCGCGUGCUCGGCUCACUUAUUUAUUUCUUAUUUAUUUCUUAUUUAUUUAUUUAAGAUGUAUUUAAGUUAUUUAUUUGUAUUUAUUGACAGCUGGAACUCGGGGGUCAUUUCUGCUGCGUGGCAGGGGUGGCUGGGUCUCCCCUGCGCAUUUCGGGAGCGCCGAUGGGGAGGGAUGCUUGUGGGCACCCGCUCCCAUCCU
Molecule: messenger RNA, 3979 nt
Organism: Lagopus muta (rock ptarmigan)
Lineage: Eukaryota; Metazoa; Chordata; Aves; Galliformes; Phasianidae
Gene: FAM78B
Product: family with sequence similarity 78 member B
Exons: 2
Coding region: 75-860 (261 amino acids)
Source: RefSeq, a predicted model, not a curated record